AUGCUUUAUUCUGAUAUAAAUAACCAUUAUUUGACGACAAAUCAAAAACAACAAUCUACAAACAGAGUACAAGAACCUGAACUUGAACGCCGUAACCAGCAAACACCAUCAACCUUUCAACAACCUAAUUAUAAUGUAUUAAGCGAUACUACAACAAGUCAUAACAAUUUGUCAGCAUACCCUAAUAUGGAAGAAGGUUAUGAUUCCAAACUGAAGGAAAUUGAAGACUAUUAUACAAAGACGUUAUUAAACGAUAAUGAAGAAGAUAUUAACGCGUAUUCAGCUCAACUUAAUGAGAAUAAUAGAAGCGCAACUGGGAAUGAAAGUAAUUCUUUUCAUUUACAUUAUCCGCAACAGCGACAGGUUGAUCACCGUAACAUGAUUAAGAUGGAGUCUAUUUCAUCCCCUGCCCCAUUGCAAACAUCAGGGUCAAGUUCAUUAUUUAAGAGUUUUCUUACUACUAAUAAUCAAGAGUCAAUUUAUCAUCCGCUUCAGCAUACCAAACCUCUCCAUGAUAAGAAAUUAGAAGUGGAAAUUAAUUCAAAUUUUGUUCCAGUUUCAUCUACAACAUCGACGAAUUUGUCAUCAACUACUGAACAUCUACAAAAAUUAUCAAUUACUCAACCGCCAUCAUCAUCUAUUUUUAAUCAACAACUAUUAAAACCAACGACCACACCGUUAUAUGCGGAAAACAACAUGGAUUCCAUGCAUUCAGACAUAGACAUGACGAAUUUAUUGCCUCAAUCUACAAAACCACUGUCUUCAUCAUUAUCAAGAACGACAGUAUCACUUUCUCCCCCUCCAUCAUCACAAAUAUUAUCUCCUUAUCAACAGCAACAACAACAAAUCAAUAAACAAUUGUACAAAACUGAACUAUGUGAGUCCUUUACUACAAAGGGCACUUGUAAAUACGGUAACAAAUGUCAAUUUGCCCACGGUCUCCAUGAAUUGAAAUUAAAGCAAAGAUCGAAUAAUUUUAGAACAAAACCAUGUGUAAAUUGGGCAAAAUUAGGAUAUUGUCCCUAUGGGAAACGUUGUUGCUUCAAACAUGGUGAUGAUAGAGAUAUCCAACUUUACGUGAAAGCUGGUGCAUUGGUUUCUAAUAUGAAUACUAACAGUAGUAAUGAUGAGAAUGAUGAGUCGACCCGAUCAAGUUCGAUGCAACAAAAUACCUCUUAUUAUAAACCAAAGAAUUUGCAUGCUAGCGUCAAAGAAUUGCAAAGAAUAACCUGGUAA
This is a messenger RNA of Naumovozyma dairenensis CBS 421, 1236 nucleotides long. RefSeq names its product putative mRNA-binding protein CTH1 (gene CTH1). The record is from RefSeq and is a predicted model, not a curated record. NCBI's taxonomy places the organism in Eukaryota, Fungi, Ascomycota, Saccharomycetes, Saccharomycetales, Saccharomycetaceae. The coding region runs from base 1 to 1236 and encodes 411 amino acids. Gene Ontology annotation, molecular function: mRNA binding; metal ion binding. The transcript has a single exon.